Molecule: messenger RNA, 3708 nt
Organism: Guillardia theta CCMP2712
Lineage: Eukaryota; Cryptophyceae; Pyrenomonadales; Geminigeraceae
Exons: 14
Coding region: 1-3708 (1235 amino acids)
Source: RefSeq, a predicted model, not a curated record
AUGGAAUCGGUUUCCAAGGCAAGCAUGGAUUUUGCCUUCUCGGGAAGCAGAGCAUCUAUGAAGAAGGACGACCUGUCGGAGGUCUCCAACCUCCGCAGGAGCUUGUAUGACUUGCAGCAAGACUUGUUCAAAGAGAAAGAGCUCAGGCAAGACUCUGACAGGGAGCUUCUGAAAGCACUUUCGCUGCUCAAGAAAGUGGUGGUGAUGGAUGACCCCAACGAAUCCAGGCAGAACUUUUCUUCACAGCUCAUGGACAGGCAGGUGGACCAUGAGAGAGAGUCCCGUCAACUGCAGGCAAACUUGCAAGCCUGCAAGUGCAAGCUGGAGGCAGUAGAAGCAGAACUGGAGAGGAAGUGUGUUUCGUACAAUCACUUGGAGGAGACCAUGAUCCAGUUGAACAAACUGUACGAGCAUGAGCAGCAUCAGAGAAAGAAGCUGGAGCAAGACCACAACCUUGUGCUGUCGCAGAGGUCGGGGUUGGAGGACGAGCUUUCCCGGGCCCGAUCGGAAUGUGAAGCCUCAGACGCACAGCUGGCUGACCUGCGGGAGGAGAUGCGGGAGAUCCAGGAGAUGCUGUCCCAGGCGGUGAAGGACUCGCUGGAGAGGGACGGCGAGCUCAAGAGGAAGGCGAGGGCGUACAAGGCUGAAGUGAAGUCGAAGAGCUCCAAGAUCGCGGAGCUCAUGGAGGAGAACGAGAGUCUGUUGGCCAAGGUAGAGGCUAUGAAGGAGGAGGAGGAGGCGAUGAAGAAGAAGCACCGGAAAGAGCUGGAAAGGCUCCGCGCUAACAUGGACGAGGCGACUGGCAGAAUCUCGGAGGAGCUGGAGAGCUGCCAAGACAGACUGAGGAAGGAGGAGGAGCGUAGGAAGAAGCUGCAGUCGACUGUGGAGGAGCUGAAGGAGUCAGAGUGGCUGAAGAGAGAGAUGGAGGAGGAGGUCAGAAACCUAGCGGACACCUUGAGGGAGAAGGACAGGAGGCUGCAAGCUAUCCAAGAAACGCAUGCAAAGCAGAGAAGGAGUGAGGUAGAGAGCAUCGCAAAGACGAUGCACGAAGAGCACAUUUCCCUGCUCAGAGACCAGUGGGCGAAGUCGACUGAAGGGUUGGACGCCCUGGCGGCCUCGUGCGAUUUCUUGUCUUCACCUGCCCCAUCCAAACAGAGUUGGGCAGAGCCCAGGAGCAGGUUUGAGGAGUUCUUGAAAGAGUUUCUGGACGCAUCGUUGCAUCGCUACCUGCUCCUUUUGCGGGAUCUGAAGGGCUCGCACGAUAGAUUGAAGGAUGAAAACUCAAGGUUGAAGAGGAUGCUGGAAUCGGAGCAGAGCGUCUGUGCUGGGCUGGAGAAGAAAUUGAAGGAGUUGGAAGGACAGCUGAAGGAGGAGGAGAGCAAGAGUAAAGAAGCACGAGCGGCGAUGCUGCAAGAGUUUGAGCGGAAGGCGGAGCAAGGGGCUCGAGAGCGGCGGGAGCUUCAGAUGAAAGUCCAGAAGUUCUGCCGACGGUGGAACACUUCAGUAUGCUCGCACCUCAAGCCCCGUCUCGCCCUCCUGCGAUCAUCCUUCUCCUCCUUCUCUGAUGACAUCGCCAAGGAGUUUGCAAGCCUCAAGGCCGAGCUGACGUUUGCGAGCGGAGCCGUCAUUCGCCGAGAGAAGCUGGCAUCUUCGCAAGUCGAGCAGCAAGCCCAGCUGAUCUAUCAGGAGGCGGGGCUGACGCCGGCAGCAGGAGACUGGACGCAGGCGGCGCAGGCGGCCAUGUCGUCAUCGCAGGCCAACUUCGAGCACUUCCAGGAGGACGGGGCUGGUUCCUGCCCUGCAGCGACUGCCAGUGACACUGACGAGUUCGAUGGUCAGAUGAGGAGGAGGGGAGAGGAGCUAGAGCAGCUUCAGCUGGAGCUUGCAGACAGCCGCUCGCUGCUCUUGGCGGCCAACGACGAGGUGGAGAGAGUGAAGCAGCAGCAGCAGCAGCAGCAGCAUGCCCGUCAGCAGGAGCUGGAGCAGGUGAAGGGCGAGCUGAGGGCGGCCAGCAAGCAGCUGGGGACGAGCUCGAUGGAACUGCACAAGGCAAGGACGGAGGUGGCGGUGCUGGAGGAGAGGAGCUCGCACUUGAGGAGGGAAGUGGAGGAGAUGAGGAGGGAGGUGGAGGAGAGGGAGCAGGAGGUGAAGCAGCUGCAAGAGGAGAGGGAGAGUCUACGUACUCAGGUGGUCAAGGAGUCGAACAAGCAGGAGGAGACGUUCAGGAGGCUGCAGGAGAAGAUUGCAGAGCUGCAGGAGGAGAAGGCGAGGAGCUUACGGACGGGGCGAGAGCUGGAGGAGGCGAAGGAGGCGGCGAAGACUCUGCGGGCGAGCAUGCUGAGCAGGGAGAGUGAGCUUGAAGAUGCACAGGAGCGGUGGGAACGUGCGAGUGAAGAGAUUCACCAGCGUCAGAGGCAGGUGGAGGCGCUAGAGGAGGAGUGCUACCGCUACAGGAUGCAGGAGGUGGAGUUGCAGUCAGCGAGGAGGAGCUUGGCUUCAGCUGCUGUGUCGGUCAGGGGCGUGAUGAAGGAGCUCGCGCAGAUCAGGAGGAGCACGGAAGAGGUCGUGCUGCGGGAGGAGGAGGAGGGGAGGAGGAUGGAGGCACUGGGUGCAGAGCUGCAGCACACGACGAAGAGGGUGGCAGAGGGGACGAGCUGUGUUGGGAGCCUGCUGCUGGAGUUGAGGGAGGCGCAGAGGCUGGUGGAGGAGGCGAAGGUGAGCACCGGCCGCGAUCGGGCAGAGGUGGAGAGGAUGAUGGGGGAGAGGAGGAGCCUCCUGCUCAGCAUGCAUGCGAACAAGCAGACGAGGUCCAAGAUGGAGGCUGACAUGCAGGAGAUGCGGUCGAGCCUGAUGCGGCAAGCAGCCAGGGCGCAGGAGGAGGCGGAGGCGAGGAUCCUUCAGCAUGAAGAAAGGAUACAUCAGCUGGUGGAGAGGAUACAUCAACAGGAGGAGGAGAUGCGGGAGCAGGAGGAGAGGAUCAGCCGACAGGGAAGGGAGUUACGACAGCAGAAGGAGGUGUCGAGUCAAGGAGAGGAAGCGAUUCGGGAGCAGGGCAGGGAGAUCCGUGAACGAGAUGAGAAGCUCCGCUUGCUGGAGGAGACGAUGGGAACCGAGCAGAGGAGGAUGAGACAGCUGGAGGAAACUUUGAAACAGCAGGAGGAGGACUUGAAAGGACAGGAGAAGAAAAUGAAACAACAGGAGGAGGAAUUGAAGCAGCUGCAACAAGAGCUCUGCUGUGUGCUCGAGCUUGAACCGAGGGUCCAGCACGCUUGCAGCAGUCUCCUCCUCGUUCAGCGGGCGCUGGGGAGGAGGAGGAAGGAGGAAGCGGAAGUUGUCCUGGAGCUGGUGGAGAGCACGAGGAGCAUCAACAGCGAGAUGCGCGUGACCCUUCAGCUCUUGUACGUCUCCAUGCUCUGCUCUGCUCCUUCUCCCUUAUGCUACACUUGCCGCGGGCAGGGAGAUUUUGGGGAGGCUCUGCUUCCACCGCGGCAUCUUGUAAGGGCGAGAAACGCCGAGCUUGUCUGUCAGUCGUCAGCAACCCUCCAGCUGUCAGAGGCUCCGCUAACCUUUCGACACCCGCUGCUGCUCCCGAAACUGAAGCAUCGUCAGAGCAUCGCCUUGCUUCAGCCAGUCCGUGAGCCCCAGGGCGUCCGAGCACGUUCGGCCCCCCUGGAUCUCCUGGAAGAGGUGGAGCGUGAGGGAGGCUGA